Molecule: messenger RNA, 1503 nt
Organism: Penicillium angulare
Lineage: Eukaryota; Fungi; Ascomycota; Eurotiomycetes; Eurotiales; Aspergillaceae
Product: vitamin H transporter
Exons: 4
Coding region: 1-1503 (500 amino acids)
Biological process (GO): transmembrane transport
Cellular component (GO): membrane
Molecular function (GO): transmembrane transporter activity
Source: RefSeq, a predicted model, not a curated record
AUGGAUAAUGUGGUUGAAAAGGGCUCUUCUAUCCAAGAUGAGGCUUACACACUCAAACACGAGGCCACUCUGAACGAAAGCAACGACGUUCCUGGCUAUGAAGCUGAUCUUCAUUUUGAGCAGGAGGAAGUUCGGAAGGCCUUAUUCAAGGUCGAUUUCUUCAUCUUGCCCCCUAUUGUGCUAUGCUUCUGUUUUCUACAGUUCGAUCGCACAAAUAUUGGCAAUGCUCUCACUAGCAGCCUGCAAAAUGACAUACGCGUCGGGAAUACAGAAGUCAAUUUGGCACAAACGCUGUUCACAGUUGGUUUUAUUAUAACAGAGCUGCCUUUCAACAUGAUCAGCAAAUACAUCGGCCCCGAGCGAUUUCUUCCUAUUACAAUGUUCCUCUGGGGAAUAGUUACAUGGUCACAAGUUUUCAUGAAGAAUGAAAAAGGCCUUUACGCGACACGUUUCUUGAUUGGCGCACUCGAAGGGGGAUACAUCCCGGGAUUCGCUCUUUAUAUUUCAAAAUUUUAUACAAACCAGGAACUUGCAUUUCGGUAUGCUAUUUUCUGGGCUGCGAAUAGCUUUGCUGGGGCGCUAGGUGGUCCGCUGUCGAUUGGCCUGCUCUCGCUUGAUGGAAGAGGUGGAUUGCGUGGAUGGCAAUGGCUUUUUCUCAUUGAGGGGGUCUUGACUUGCUUCUUGGGCAUUUCAGCUUACUUUUAUUUCCCUCACAAUGCCGCUCGACCGAAAUCUAUCUUUGGAAAAUCGUUCUCAAUCUUUACGCCUCGAGAGGCUUCUGUCCUUGUUACUCGAGUAAUCUACAAUGAUCCGACAAAGGCACUCAGAUACGGAAAGCCGGUUUUGCCAUCACACAUAUUGGAUACGUUUCAGGAUUGGAGAUUGUACGGCCAUCUUGUGGCAGCAUUGCUCUCGAUGGUCAUGAUAUCGCCGAUGAAUACUUAUGCACCUUCAAUAAUCAAGUCUUUGGGGUUUACGUCCCUUCAGGCAAAUGGCCUCAACUCCGUGGGCAGCGUAUGUGCAUUAAUCUGGUCUGUGUCCCUUGCAUUCAGUAGUGACAAGUUCCAAGAGCGAGGCUUCCAUAUCGCUAUUGGAUAUAUAUGGGGAGCGAUUGGUCUUCUCUGGCUUGCACUAGCGCCGGAAGAUGUCGGGAAAUGGGUACUCUACGGAGGGGUCGUCUGGACUCAAAUGGGAAUGGGAAGUGCACAGGCUAUCAGUGCAGCCUGGCUUACUGCCAAAAUGCAAGAUUAUAAACGUCCUGCGGCCUUGGCUGCGUAUGUUAUGUGUAUCCAAUUAGCGAAUUUUCCUGGAAACCAACUAUUUCAAACACAAGACGCACCUCGCUACAGGAACGGUCUGAUAAUAGCCUCUGCUUGCGCUAUCGCGGCCUCGGUGGUUAUCCUGGUGUGGAAAUUGCUGUACCGUUUGUUCGAUGGUGGAGACGCCGGGCUGAAGUCGAAGGAUCAUUACUUUGAAAAUGGUACUACUGAUGCGAACGUAUAG